UUCUUAAGUGAAAAAACCUUAUACCUAUUUCUUUUCUUCAUCUUCUUCUGUCCUUCUGAUCUGACUGCCUCUGUCUGUCUAACCAAGAAGUGUUUGGCAGCUGGCUAUGUGACUGGUGGGAGAGAUGGUGUGGUUACCAUGUGGGAUCCACUUUUUGAACACUGUCUGAAAGCAUUCAAGGUGGAAGAUGCUGCCAUGAAUCCAGGCUCAGUUCUUUUACAGAAUUUGCCACCAGUUAGAGCCUUGCACACUGAUGAAGGGAAAAUACUAAUUGGCACUGGAAAUGAUGAGAUCAUUGAAAUUGAAGAAGAUGGCAAGAUGACAAUUUUGGUGCAGGGUCACGGUGAAGGGGAAGUCUGGGGACUAGACACACAUCCAGCAGAUGAUGAGUGCAUGACCGUCAGCGAUGACAAGACACUUAGAGUCUGGGACCUAACUAAACUGAGAUUAAAAAAGGUAAAGAAACUGAAGAAAGGUGGUCGUGCUGUGGCUUACUCCCCAGAUGGUAUUACUGUGGCUGUCGGUCAGAAUGAUGGUGGUUUCCUCAUUUUAGAUGCGGAAUCAUUGGAAAAGAUUGUUGGAUUCAAGGACAGAAAGGAGGGCAUUUCUGAUAUCAAGUUUUCACCUGAUGGUAAAUUGUUAGCGGUCGGUUCACACGACAACUUCGUGGAUAUCUACAGCGUGAGGCGGGGCAGACGGACUGGUGUCUGUAAAGGAAGUUCUAGUUACAUCACUCACUUAGACUGGGACACUAAAGGAAAGCUUAUUCAAACCAACUCCGGAGCUCGUGAACACUUAUUUCACGAGGCACCAUUUGGCAGUCGAAAGACCAUAAGUGUUCCGGAUAUUGAGAGGCUGCAAUGGUCCACGUUCACUUGUGUCCUGGGUCCUACUGUUAAAGGUGUUUUCCCGCCCGGAAGUGACGUCACCGAUGUCAACGCCACCUGUCGCUCCAAGGACGGCGGCCUAUUGGCCAGCGGAGAUGAUUUUGGUUUGGUGAAGCUUUUUGAGUACCCAGUGUCGCAUCGUGGGGCACGUGCUCGGCAAUAUGGAGGUCACUCCUCUCACGUGACAAACGUUCGGUGGACUUAUGAUGACCGCGUACUUGUAUCAACGGGAGGCCUGGAUACGGCCAUUCUAGUCUGGGACCGACUGGUUGUUUCGGAAGUUGAUGAGCCUGAUAAAGCCGCGGAAGAGAAGGUGCUUGUUCAACCCAAGUUUAUCCCAACUGGGCCAAUAAAGAAUCCGAUUGCCAGGGGAAAACCACAGUGGGAUUGAGGCACUUGCAUUACAUUUUAAUUCGUGUCUGCUUCGUACUUUGUGACUGGGGAAAAUGCUCUGCAAGUUAUUGAACAACUUUGAUUGUGUGUUGAGAGUACUUCAGGUUACAUUGGUCCUAGAUAUUCGCGCCGUUUUCUAAACCAAGCAGAUGCAAAACUAAAACCAUUGGGACUUGGACGCUCGUUUCUUCACGCACAUUUUUUUUUUUAAUUUCUUUGUUUAUCUUAGCUCCUUGUUUUCCUUUGGUUGUCUUGAUUGGCCAUUAUAACAAUGAACGUGGUACUCAUCGUCUGAUUGGUCAAUUCAGUUACCAAGCGAAUGCUUUAUCAGGUUAUGGAGCCCGCAUGUAAUUAGUUAGGUCAAUGAAGCAACAAGACGCAUUUUUUCGGGGCCCUAUCACGUGUUAUAGUUCACCACUAAAUUUUAUCCAGUUCUUAUCGGUUUAAAUCGAUCACGUGACGCGAUAGUGUUCAUCC
Messenger RNA from Stylophora pistillata, 1757 nucleotides. RefSeq names its product echinoderm microtubule-associated protein-like 6. NCBI's taxonomy places the organism in Eukaryota, Metazoa, Cnidaria, Anthozoa, Scleractinia, Pocilloporidae. The record is from RefSeq and is a predicted model, not a curated record. Gene Ontology annotation, molecular function: microtubule binding.